This is a messenger RNA of Colossoma macropomum (tambaqui), 1386 nucleotides long. RefSeq names its product G protein-coupled receptor 26 (gene gpr26). Lineage: Eukaryota; Metazoa; Chordata; Actinopteri; Characiformes; Serrasalmidae. Gene Ontology annotation, biological process: adenylate cyclase-activating G protein-coupled receptor signaling pathway. Gene Ontology annotation, cellular component: membrane. The record is from RefSeq and is a predicted model, not a curated record. The transcript is spliced from 3 exons. The coding region runs from base 1 to 1107 and encodes 368 amino acids. Gene Ontology annotation, molecular function: G protein-coupled receptor activity.
AUGCACGCGGCGGACGUCGCGCUCUCCGUGCUGCUCGCGGCCAUCAUCGUGGUGUCGCUGCUGGCCAACGUGCUGGUGCUCGUGUGCUUCGUGUACAACGCCGAGAUCCGGCGGCAAGUGCCCGGUCUGUUCGUGCUCAACCUCACAUGCUGCAACCUGCUGCUGGCCUCGUCCAACAUGCCGCUGACCGUGGCCGGGCUGCUGGGCCACGCGCCCCCGCCGGGCGGACACGUCCUGUGCCAGCUCGCCGCCUUCCUGGACACGUUCCUAACCUCCAACUCCAUGCUGAGCAUGGCGGCGCUCAGCAUCGACCGCUGGGUGGCCGUCGUUUUCCCGCUCAGCUACCACUCGCGCAUGCGCCGGCGAGACGCCGUGCUCGCGCUCGCCUACGCGUGGCUCCACUCGCUGGGCUUCGCCGUGGCGCCCGCGUGCCUCUCGUGGCUCGACUACCACCGGCCGACGGCCUCGUGCACGCUGUACAACCCGCGGGCGCGCGCCAGCGACGGUGCCGCCUCCUCGCGCGCGCACUUCGCCGCCUACACCGUGGCGCUGCACGCGCUCACCUUCCUGCUCGUGCUCGUGGUGCUGUGCGUCACGUACCUCAAGGUGCUGCAAGUGGCGCGUUUUCACUGCAAGCGCAUCGACGUCAUCACCAUGCAGACGCUCGUGCUGCUCGUGGACAUCCACCCCAGCGUUCGUCAGCGCUGUCUGGAGGAGCAGAGGAAGAGGAGACAGAGAGCUACCCGCAAAAUCAGCACCUUCAUCGGGACCUUUGUCGUCUGCUUCACCCCUUACGUCCUCACCAGGGUGGUGGAGCUGUUUGUCACCGUCCCGAUCAGUCCGUACUGGGGAGUGUUGUGCAAGAGCUUGGCCUACAGCAAAGCUGCCUGCGACCCAUUCGUCUACUCCCUCCUCCGGCACCAGUACCGCCAAACUUGCAGCGAUAUCAUCAACCGCUUCCUCAAGCGAAGAUCCCUUAACACUUCAGGCCAACGGCAGGAGAACGGCAAAUUGAAGAAACCUGUGAAUUCAGGGAACUCUGAGAUAUCUGAGAAGCCUGAGAAACCAGAUAAAGAGGAGAAAACUGGCACAGGGUCUGCUGUUUAAGAACCUUGACAAUGGAGAUGAAUAUGUAGCAACAAAAACCACCACAAAGAUAAAGCAGCUAGUCUGCUCAAAGAGAAGGAGCGGUGUAAGGGAAUGCAGGCUUCAAACAUUUUCUACUUUUCUACCUUCAAAAGUUAUUCGACGUUUAUGGGUUUCAGAGAGUGCUAAUCUGUAAAGAGUCACAUCUUUUGAAGACUGUAGUAUUUUGGAAAAUGAGUUUAAACAGUUUUUUUUAAUGGUGAAAGCUGCUAGAUAGUGAAUGGUAGGAGAUACACUAUA